CGAAGAGAGUCAGCUUAGCUAGCAGCACCAUUUUAGGGAGACGCUUCGCGAAACCCCGUCUCAGGCAUUUUAUAAUUCUGAAAGAGAUCCACAUUCAAUUAGAGUUUGAUCAUUUUUACAGCGCUUAGUUACGAAGUUAGCAUAUUAUAGGUUAAAUUUAAACAGUAGACUAUCAGGACAUCCUACACUACUAUACUGUUACUUACGUUAGUUAGCUAACGUUGCUAAAGCUAACCCCAGCUGGCUGUAAGGCUUUUCUUGACCGACGCAACAUUGAGCCUGCGAGUGAAGUCUGUCAAAAUGAGUGCAGCCUCCUCCCAAAAGGUUGUCCUGAAAAGCACCACCAAAGUGUCCCUAAAUGAGCGCUUCACUAACAUGCUGAAGAACAAGCAGCCCACUGCGGUAAGCAUUCGAGCCACCAUGCAACAGCAGCAUUUGGCCAGUGCCCGUAAUCGCCGGCUGGCCCAGCAGAUGGAGAACCGGCCUUCGGUGCAAGCUGCUCUGAAUCACAAGCAGAGCCUGAAGCAGCGUCUGGGGAAGAGCAACAUCCAGGCCAGGCUGGGUCGGCCUGUCGGCACUCUGAUGCGUGGAGGACCUGCUGGAGGCAGAGGAGGAAUGCGGGGGAUGACCAGGGGAGGCCUUAGAGGACGAGCCAGAGGAGGAGCAAUGAGGGGAGCCCUGUCCCUGAGAGGGAAGCGAGCACCCACAGGUGGACCCAUGCGAGGCCGUGGCGCUGCAGGCCGUCUAGCAAUGCGUAGAGGAGGCCGCCACCGUGGAGGAGCACCUGGCAGAGGAGGAGCUCUCUCCCGAGGAGUAGCCAGAGGCCGUGGUGGACUACGUGGGCGUGGCAGUUUUGCUGGUCGAGGCGGGCGUGGCCGUGGGCGGGGCCGAGGUGUCGGCCGACCAGCUGUGACCCGUGAACAACUGGACAACCAGCUGGACGCCUACAUGUCAAAGACCAAAGGUCACCUGGAUGCUGAACUGGACGCCUACAUGGCCCAGGCAGACCCAGACAGCAUGGAGUGACGCUGAUGGACUGCCGCAGAACUCCCAGCUGAACUCACACAUCCAGCAUAGUGCAAUUUCCACAAGACUGAUGUGCUGAGAAAUGAUUGUUAAUAAUUUUAGAUGUGUGGUGACAGUCCAGGACUCAAGGAGUCACCUGAAUGUGCUUCGACCACCUCUCAAUUCUGCAUCAACCUGCUCCUGCAAGCCCCUUAACUGUGGAGUGACCGUGUGAAGGGACCUUUUUAAACAUUAACGAACCCUGCUGUCUGUAGACUUGUAUGCUUUUGGUUUGGUUUUUUUUAUACGUGACAUGAACACUUUUCAAAAAAAAUUGGGACAGACAUCUGUAAUGACUUCAAACGGCCCAGUGGAUGUUGUGUUAACCUUUUUGUUGAAAGCCAUUUAGUAUUUUUAAACUUAUUUUGAAUUUGAUUUUAGCAUUUGCGUGCUGAGACCUUUUUUGGAGUACGUCAUUGGCUUAUCCUGGAAACAUUUGCAAGGCUAAACUUUAUUUGUUAAAGAAUGUAAGUGAAAAGUUUUUAAGCCAAUUAUCCAUUUGUCUCUUUUGUAUUUAAAAGAUGUUUACUCUGAAGUGUUUUAUUCCUCUGUAUCUUCCACCUGUCAGCACACACAGUAGUAGCAUUCUUAACUUGUAUUUGAGAGCAUUUGUAUGACAUUACCCAGGUUUUAAUUUAAAAGGAAACAAUGACUUCCCAAUUGUAUGAAUCUGAAAUGCCCAAAGUAAAAUGUUGACCACAGAUCAAAUGAAGUGA
This is a messenger RNA of Micropterus dolomieu (smallmouth bass), 1781 nucleotides long. RefSeq names its product chromatin target of PRMT1a (gene chtopa). The record is from RefSeq and is a predicted model, not a curated record. The transcript is spliced from 6 exons. Bases 301 to 1026 code for a protein of 241 amino acids. NCBI's taxonomy places the organism in Eukaryota, Metazoa, Chordata, Actinopteri, Centrarchiformes, Centrarchidae.